AUGGAGCGCACGCGUCGGUGGACGGUUGCAGCGGCAUCGCCUGCAACUCCGAGGAAGAGGAUAUCGAAGCGGAAUCCGAGCGUAUCGACGACGGGGUUGGGGAAGGUUGCAGAGAGGUUGAUUGAGUCGUUGGGAGGGGUGAGGAGGAGGGAUGGGAGUGGAAAUGUGCGCAAGGCGUUGGCGAGCCCUUUCUUGGAAGCCCUGUUUCGACUGCCGAAUGAGUUGCAUUUGCACAUUUUGAGAGAAUUGUGUGUCGCGGAUAUCCUGUCUUUGCGACAGACAUCGCGCCUGCUCAACGACCUCAUCACGAGUAACGCGCCGUUGCUUGUGCGGCACUGGGUGCAGUCUCGCCUUGGAGACUUGCAUCUACGUCUGUAUCCAAUGCCUAGUCGGACCGCCGCGGACUUUGGCUUUCUGCUGGCCAUGCGACGCAGACACAUUGCGUCCAUCAGACUGACGCGCCAACUAGCCGACCACCUCGUCGGCGACCCGUUGGACAGCACAUGCCCGCGACAAAGACAGCUGUGGACAUCGGUGUACGAGCGCAUGAUGCCGCUGGUCUUCGGCGUGGGCUUCUUCCUAGAUGAGCACCGCCGGCUGCUUUUGGAAAGGGACCUUGGACGCAUCCGGCCACGCUCGCAUAUUGGGUACAACGUCUGCACAACAGGCAGUAUUACCGAGCAAGAGAUGGCCAUCAUGAAGAAACUUGACGCGCCGCUGCGAUUGCAAUACUUCUACAUGUACUGCUUCAUUGUUCAAGUGUUGAUGCGCAAGUUGCGCCCACCGAGACGAACAGGGCCUGUGGAGAAGUUUUUGAGAGGAUGGCUCAGUCAGCCCGCGUGUCCUGAAGACGUUGCUUUCUUUGUUGUGCUUGGCGGCAUUGGCCAGAUUGCAAAGUUACUUGCAAGACCGUCGUAUGGUGAGCGUCGUCGCUAUUCUGCCAUGCGUUUCAGAUUCCACACCAUGUCGCCACAUACUAGCAAGUGCUGGCGACGGCACUGGAGGAGACAUUGGAGUGGUGUCCCCCGCAUUAUUGGAUGA
Molecule: messenger RNA, 1041 nt
Organism: Parastagonospora nodorum SN15
Lineage: Eukaryota; Fungi; Ascomycota; Dothideomycetes; Pleosporales; Phaeosphaeriaceae
Exons: 2
Coding region: 1-1041 (346 amino acids)
Molecular function (GO): protein binding
Source: RefSeq, a predicted model, not a curated record